GAGGAUGAAGCGAGAAAGUAUACAGUGAUAUUGAUCCUUAUAUGAAAUUCUUCUGUGUCUAUUCAAUCUUUAAAAGUAUCUACAAACUGCGACAUUCAACACAAGUUCAAAUACGUUCUCGCUCCCGCACCGAAGCAAACGUUCUACCACAUACUGAAGAGCACGGGACCGGCCAUCCGUUGUUGAUCUCGUGGCGUGUCCUUCUCCGGGAAAGUUUUGCGAUUAAGUGCCCAAAAUGGCGAAAAUAGCAAGCCUCGAAGACCCGCAAACGGACCCUGAGGACCUGUUCGGUUUACUAACAGACUAUCAAUAUGACAUACCGGAACUGGAGCUCGACAUAGAUUCGUCCUUUCAUCAGCUGGAGCCCAGUGCAACUUGCGAGACAUGGAACAUACUGAGUGAGGAUUUCAUCGAACUAGACCAAGAAUUCGACAGUUGUCUCAUGAUCGAUUUCAGCUUCGGAAGCAGCUUUAAAACACAAGAGGAAAAAGACCAAAUGGGUGGAGCAAGUGACGCUGUGUAUACUACUGUGGAUCGUGUGCUGCCCGAGCCAAGUGGGGAGAAAACGCCAGACAGCAUCUCAACGUCGCGUGAUUGCGUGGAGAGCGUCGACGACCUGUUUCGGCUUCUAACGUCCUCCUCAUCGUGGGACGUCCCUGGGUGUCCUCCAGCUGCCUCCGCCGAGCCGACCCUUCCGCAGGACACCCCAAGUACCUCAGGCAUGAAAGGAGGGACUCCCGAAAAAGGAGAAGACUCCCAGCGGCAGCGUCGGCGACCCAAAGUCUCGUACAGGAACAUGACGAAGGAGCAGAAGACCUCCCGCGUCCGCCUUCUGAACAACGAGGCGUCCAAGCUUUACCGAGACCGACGGAAGGACAAGAGGACGCGGCUGGUUCAGGAGGCUGAGGAACUGGAGAAGGCGAACGAGGCCCUGCGGCUGAAAGUGAGAAGGAUGCAGGAGCAGAAGGAGAAGUUGAGAAAGUGCGCCUUCUGUCGACUAAGUUGUGAAUGAGCAGGAGAUUGGAAUUGCUUUAUAGUGAUGUAUUAAUACGUUUUUUAUGUCAAAAUGCAAUUGUUUUUGUUUUUAUAAACGCCUAUGGGUGUUUACAUAUUUACAAACAUACACACGUGUGUGCAUGUGUGUUUGUG
Penaeus vannamei (Pacific white shrimp) is the source of this 1149-nucleotide messenger RNA. Its product is annotated as transcription factor ces-2. Lineage: Eukaryota; Metazoa; Arthropoda; Malacostraca; Decapoda; Penaeidae. The record is from RefSeq and is a predicted model, not a curated record. Gene Ontology annotation, biological process: regulation of DNA-templated transcription. Gene Ontology annotation, molecular function: DNA-binding transcription factor activity.